Molecule: messenger RNA, 3068 nt
Organism: Cottoperca gobio
Lineage: Eukaryota; Metazoa; Chordata; Actinopteri; Perciformes; Bovichtidae
Gene: pkma
Product: pyruvate kinase M1/2a
Exons: 11
Coding region: 1-1899 (632 amino acids)
Biological process (GO): glycolytic process
Molecular function (GO): magnesium ion binding; pyruvate kinase activity; potassium ion binding
Source: RefSeq, a predicted model, not a curated record
AUGUACGUCCGUUGUAUCCAGUCAUGGCGAUUGCCCGAUCCCAGCAGGCUCUUUCCAUAUCCUUUAUCCUCACUGAAGGGAUUUACUCUCGUGCACCUAAAUGUGUCGUAUGUAUGCACGCACACUGCAGCGGUCAGUUCGGCUUGGACUGCUGUUGCAAGGAGUAGUUUGCUCAUUGGCAUUGGACGCUACAACACACUGGGGUUGUUGUGGAGGUCAUUUUUUGUAAGGUGUCUAUUUGUCCCCAGGAGGAACAGGAAGAUCUACUGGGGAACUUCUAAGUUUGCACCAGUGAUCACCAUGCCUCAGUUAAAGACUACAGACAUGGGCUCUGCCUUCAUCCAGACACAGCAGCUCGACGCUGCCAUGGCUGACACCUUCUUGGAACACCUGUGCCUGCUGGACAUUGAUUCUGAGCCCACCACCGCACGCAACACUGGCAUCAUCUGCACCAUUGGGCCAGCCUCCCGUUCUGUGGAUAUACUGAAGGAGAUGAUCAAGUCUGGAAUGAACAUUGCUCGCUUGAACUUCUCUCAUGGAACACACGAGUACCAUGCGCAGACCAUCAAGAACGUGCGUGAGGCGUGUGAGAGCUUUGAGCCUGGCAGUAUCCAAUACAGGCCUAUUGGCAUCGCCCUGGACACCAAGGGCCCAGAGAUCAGGACCGGCCUGAUCCAGGGGAGCGGCACAGCUGAGGUGGAGCUGAAGAAGGGCAACAUGCUCAAGAUAACCCUGGACGAUGCUUAUCAGGAGAAAUGCAGUGAGGACAUUCUCUGGCUCGACUACAAGAACAUUACCAACGUGGUGGAAAUUGGCAGCAAGAUCUACAUUGACGACGGACUCGUAUCCCUGCAGGUCAAGGAGAUCGGUUCUGACUUCCUCAUGUGCGAGAUUGAGAACGGCGGCACCAUUGGCAGCAAGAAGGGAGUGAACCUCCCCGGUGCUGCGGUCGACCUGCCUGCGGUUUCAGACAAGGACAUCAAAGACCUGCAGUUUGGUUUGGAGCACGGAGUCGACAUGGUCUUCGCCUCCUUCAUCCGCAAAGCAGCAGACGUACACGCUGUCCGAGCAGUGCUGGGAGAGAAGGGCAAAGAUAUUAAGAUCAUCAGCAAGCUCGAGAAUCACGAGGGUGUACGCAGAUUUGAUGAGAUCAUGGAGGCCAGUGAUGGCAUCAUGGUCGCCCGUGGUGACCUGGGAAUUGAGAUCCCCACAGAAAAAGUCUUCGUCGCCCAGAAGAUGAUGAUCGGUCGCUGCAACAGAGCUGGCAAACCAAUCACAUGUGCCACUCAGAUGUUGGAGAGCAUGAUCAAGAAGCCCCGGCCCACCCGUGCGGAGGGCAGUGACGUAGCCAACGCCGUGUUGGACGGAGCCGACUGCAUCAUGCUGAGCGGAGAGACCGCCAAGGGAGAUUACCCUCUGGAGGCAGUACGCACACAGCACAUGAUUGCUCGUGAAGCCGAGGCAGCCAUGUUCCACCGGCAGGUGUUUGAGGACCUGCGUCGUUCCACGCCGUUCUGCAAAGACCCCGCUGAGGCUAUUGCAAUCGGCGCUGUUGAGGCCUCUUUUAAGAGCUUAGCUUCUGCGAUCAUUGUGCUCACUGGCUCUGGAAGGUCCGCCCACCUGAUCUCCAGGUACAGGCCCCGUGCCCCCAUUCUCGCUGUGACCCGUAACGCCCAGACGGCUCGCCAAGCUCACCUGUACCGCGGGAUCUUCCCCGUCCUCUACACCAACCCCGCCCACGAUGUGUGGGCAGAUGACGUAGACAUGCGCGUCAACUUCGCCAUGGAUAUGGGCAAGGCCCGAGGCUUCUUCAAAGAGGGAGAUGUUGUCAUCGUGUUGACCGGCUGGCGCCCUGGCUCCGGUUACACCAACACCAUGCGUGUGGUUCUGGUGGCCUGAACAGCCGACAGGACUGCUCUGCUUUCUCCCUCCACCUUCAUCUAUGUUUCAUAGCUCUCCACCCCACACUCCACUCCAGCUCACAGCCCUUUUCAUGCAACACCCGGGCUCCAGAGUCAACCCCCGAGCAAUUUAUCGUUUAGGCAGUGAUGCAAUUAGAAAAUAAAUAGCGUAAAGCCUUCGUGGUCAAAGAGCUGUUUGGGGGAGGAGUGGAGGCUUGAUUAAUUCCACUUUUCUGUCUCCAUUCCUUUCACGUCGAUUCUCUCAAUCAAACCAGUCUGCAGGGCCUCAGAUUAAACACCCUGAACCAGAAACUGCUGUAUUUAUUCACUCCAACAUGUAUUAUUAAAGGUGACCCAGUCUGAGAGUGAAUGCAUCCUGGUCUGUGUGCAUGCGCGUACUGUCUCCUGUUUGGGUGGAGUUGGUGUUGGGGCAGGCGGAUCUUAACGGAGCAAGUUGAGUACUGUAACAGUUUACUAAUCACACUCCUCUGCCGAUAUAACGAACAAACCUGUUGCAUCCUAAAUCAAAGGGCUCCUACUACAGCGCAGCCUCUGCUCCACCCAAACAGAUCCAUCUGUAGUGCUGUCUAUGAUGCGUCCUCUCUUAAUGCCAGCUAUCACUGUAUUUAGGUGUUGCACUCCUAAUCUCCUCCAGACAAUGUCACAUUGGAUAUUAUACUGGACCUUUGUGAAUUUAAAGUUUUGUUUUUGGACAUCCAAUACUACUUAUAUUUUGUCUGACUAUAGAGAAAUGUUAGUUUUGGAUGUCCGCCUGAGACGUGUUUGAGCUAGUUACUGUAUUUGUGUUGUUAGAUGUGACUUUACAUUUAUUUGGGUCAUGUUUAAGUCGACACUUAUGAAUCUUGUAUGGUUCACUAAAGUCGACUGAUAUGAUGAGCACUUUUAGGUUUUUGUUUUCAUCGGGGACCUGAUGGAGGGAUGACACCCUGUCCCUCUCAACCCCAGUGGGUCAGGGGUACAACCCCUCUGCUUGUCUUUGUUCUGUUACGUUAGUGAGACACUAGCUCUCUGUGUCUAACAUGCUUUUGAUUGUAAUGCUAGAGUGUAAGAACUAAGUGUAAAGGAGUGUUAUAAUGUUUAGCUGGUGCACUGAGCUGUCCUUAAAGACUGGAUUUCCCUCAAUAAAAGAGAUGAGCACUAACUUAA